CCAGAGUGAUGUGGAGAAUUUUGUGGAUGAGAUUAUGAGUUUCUUGUCAUCCACAUCUUUCUUGUUCUACUUCAAACAUGUAGGAGAAAUAAGUUUCUUCCCCAAAUUAGAUUAAGUUCUCAUAUAUUCCUUUGCUUACUAUUAUCAAGAAAAUAAUGGCAAAUCUCCACGUUUGUUGCAACAGCUUGAUUCUGAACCCUGCAUUACCACCUCAAUCUUAUAAUAAGCUUAGGCCAGGCAACCCCAAAAGAAGCACAGAGCAGCAGAGACGGCGGACAACUACCGUUUUCGUUUCAAAAUCCGGCGGUUUUUCGCUCAAUUCGAUUCUGAAGAGAUGUCAAACCUGUGGAGGCAAAGGUGCGAUAGAGUGUCCUGGAUGUAAGGGAACAGGAAAGAAUAAGAAGAAUGGGAACAUAUUCGAGCGUUGGAAAUGUUUUGAUUGCCAAGGAUUUGGAUUGAAGAGCUGUCCCAAUUGUGGGAAAGGAGGGCUAACACCUGAACAAAGAGGCGAAAGAUGAGAACAUACAAGUCAUUUUCAAAGUAACGUUAAAUAUGUACACUUAUAUAUAUUACGAAGUUCACACAUCACAAUAUCCCAUAAUAUAUCUAUUUUUUUUUUCUAUA
Messenger RNA from Morus notabilis, 624 nucleotides. Its product is annotated as protein PHOTOSYSTEM I ASSEMBLY 2, chloroplastic. The transcript is spliced from 4 exons. The record is from RefSeq and is a predicted model, not a curated record. The coding region runs from base 156 to 518 and encodes 120 amino acids. NCBI's taxonomy places the organism in Eukaryota, Viridiplantae, Streptophyta, Magnoliopsida, Rosales, Moraceae.